Racocetra fulgida is the source of this 147-nucleotide messenger RNA. The record is from the annotation of a GenBank genome assembly. Lineage: Eukaryota; Fungi; Glomeromycota; Glomeromycetes; Diversisporales; Gigasporaceae.
CCUAAUACAGAAGAAGAGUUGAAGGCCUUGAUAUAUUGGCGAAUAGAAAGGAUAUAUGGGGAAUUAACAGAAGCAUGUCAACAGGAAGUAGAUAAAAUAAAAAAAGUGCAAAAUCGACAAAAAGAAUAUUAUGAAAAAAGAAAUUAA